GCUCGGCUGUCCCUCAGUCCAUUGCCUGCCAGGGACCCAAAGCUGCUCUGGGCACCCCAGGUCCUCCCUCCCCACCCGGGCGCCGGCAGCUGACCUCUGACUCCUGACCUCUGGCCCCACCUGCCCGCCCUGAGCUGCCCUGGGUCAGGGGACCUGGUGGUCGCGCACCCAGAGGACGGAGGCUGCGCGGGCUCGGCCCUCGCCCCGCCGGGCCCAGCAUGGCGCGGCGGCUGCAGGAUGAGCUGGCCGCCUUCUUCUUCGAGUACGACACCCCCCGCAUGGUGCUCGUGCGCAACAAGAAGGUGGGCGUCAUCUUCCGGCUGAUCCAGCUCGUGGUCCUGGUCUACGUGAUCGGGUGGGUCUUCUUCUACGAGAAGGGCUACCAGACCUCGAGCGGCCUCAUCAGCAGCGUGUCUGUGAAACUCAAGGGUCUGGCUGUGACGCAGCUGCCGGGCCUGGGCCCCCAGGUCUGGGACGUGGCUGACUACGUCUUCCCAGCCCAGGGGGACAGCUCCUUCGUGGUCAUGACCAAUUUCAUCGUGACCCCCCAUCAGGCCCAAGGCUACUGUGCAGAGGUGAGGCCGCCGACCAUCCCUCCUCCUUCACCCCGAGGGGAAAGUCACAUGGAAGGAGAGGUCCCCUGGGCACUGGAGCAUCCGGAAGGGGGCAUCUGCAAGGAUGAUAGUGGCUGCACUCCAGGGAAGGCGGAAAGAAAGGCCCAAGGCAUCCGCACAGGCAAGUGUGUGGCCUUCAAUAACACCGUGAAGACGUGUGAGAUCUUUGGCUGGUGCCCCGUGGAAGUAGAUGAUAGCGUCCCACGCCCUGCCCUUCUCCGAGAGGCCGAGAACUUCACGCUCUUCAUCAAGAACAGCAUCAGCUUUCCACGCUUCGGGACCAACAGGAGCAACCUGGUGGAAGCGGUGGAUGCCAAAUACCUGAAGACGUGCCUCUUCCACAAGAUCUCUCACCCGCUGUGCCCUAUCUUCAAUCUCGGCUACGUGGUGCGGGAGUCGGGGCAUAUUUUCAACACCCUGGCUGAGAAGGGUGGGGCGAUAGGCAUCACCAUCGACUGGAACUGCGACCUGGACUGGCGUGUGCGGCACUGCAAGCCCGUCUACCAGUUCCACAAGCUCAAUGAAGAGAAAGACCUGGCUCCAGGCUUCAACUUCAGGUUUGCCAAGUACUUCGUGGAGAAUGGGACCAACUACCGGCAUCUCUUCAAGGUGUUUGGGAUUCGCUUCGACAUCCUCGUGGACGGCAAGGCUGGGAAGUUUGACAUCAUCCCCACAAUGACUACCAUCGGCUCCGGGAUUGGCAUCUUCGGGGUGGCCACGGUUCUCUGUGACCUGCUGCUGCUCCACAUCCUGCCCAAGAGGCACUACUACAAGCAGAAGAAGUUCAAGUACGCGGAGGACAUGGGGCCCGAGGCGCGGGAGCGGGACCCCGCGGCCACCAGCUCCACCCUGGGCCUGCAGGAGAACAUGAAGACGUCCUGACCUCAGCCCCCGCUCCUGACUGGACGCAGCCUGAGGCUUCGGGCAGGGCCCUGGUGGGGUCCCAGCCAGGGUAGAGGGGUCUCCUCUGGGGCUCGCCUGCCCGCCCAGCCAGAAAGACACCAGUGUGCCAGCAGCUCAGGGGGGACGCCGGGAGAGACCUGCGCAACUCUGAGCUUUGGCUCCAACUCUGCACCCCGCCAAGCGCACCUCACCCAGCCUCAGCCUCUCCGGGCGCGGAGGAGGUGCUGGUGCUGGGUCGCCCUCGCACACUCCUCAGCUGGAGCUUCGUGCUUCUCGCUCUGGGUCCACCCAUCCCACUCUCUAGGCCCGUGCUCUCCCAUACGACACCCACUAGCCACCGUGACUAUUUGAAUUAAAAUGGAAUAAAAUAAAAAGCAGUUCCUCAGACCAGCCACAUUAUAACCACCAAGGAGACACGGGGCGGUGGCUGCCGUGUGAGACAGUACGGACAUUUCAGCACCACAGAGAGUUCUCUGGGACAGCCCAGUUUCUCACGGGCUCGGGUUUCCGUGGGGAGCUUAUCAACCAUGCAGGCCCCUGGCCCACCCCAGACCCCCUGCACUGGGAUCUGCAAGGCGAGCAAACUCCCCAGGCCACUUUAAGGACCUUCGUUAAAAGGUUCCCGAUCAGGUAUCAGACUUAGCCUGGGCCUGCAGCGCCUGGCAGGUGCCGGUAGUGAGCAGGUGUGUGGUGUGCUCACAAGCCCCGCAGUGUGUCGUGCACGCGCCUUCAUGUGCACACUCACCUGAAUGCACACCCCCUUCUACCCACACUGUGUAUUUGAACAGCUUGGGCCUUGCAAACACAACCAUCUGAUCACACCCACACCCCCAAGCACAGACACCUGGUCCAUGCCAUGUCACCUCCGUGGGACAUGCUUCUCCCACGUGUGUCAGGCCAGGAUAGCCCUUCAGCCAUGAAUCCUUACUCAGCUACCUCUGGCCAGGUGGGAGCCUUGGCCAAACUCGGGGCUCCCUGCCUAUGGCCCAGCCCCAGCCCCCAAGGCCUGCCCAGCUCUGUCCGAACACAAGGUCUGGGGAAAGCGAGGGGUGAGUACAAUAAAAGGAAUGAGGACAAA
Molecule: messenger RNA, 2595 nt
Organism: Myotis daubentonii (Daubenton's bat)
Lineage: Eukaryota; Metazoa; Chordata; Mammalia; Chiroptera; Vespertilionidae
Gene: P2RX1
Product: purinergic receptor P2X 1
Biological process (GO): response to ATP; calcium ion transmembrane transport
Cellular component (GO): plasma membrane
Molecular function (GO): ATP binding; extracellularly ATP-gated monoatomic cation channel activity; purinergic nucleotide receptor activity
Source: RefSeq, a predicted model, not a curated record